Molecule: messenger RNA, 512 nt
Organism: Aphanomyces astaci
Lineage: Eukaryota; Oomycota; Saprolegniomycetes; Saprolegniales; Verrucalvaceae
Exons: 2
Coding region: 51-449 (132 amino acids)
Biological process (GO): protein folding; chaperone-mediated protein complex assembly
Cellular component (GO): cytoplasm; prefoldin complex
Molecular function (GO): protein-folding chaperone binding
Source: RefSeq, a predicted model, not a curated record
UUAGGACUAAACCUUCGUUCGUGUGGCAGGGUCUCAAUCACGGGAAAAGAAUGGCGCUGGCACAGCAAGCAGAUGCGGAAAUGGCGGCAUAUCGCGCGCUCCAAGAAGAGGUGACAGUGCUGGCGAACCAACGACAGCUCUACGCCCAGCAGCAGAACGAGAACAGCAUGGUGAAGCAAGAAUUGGACUUGCUCGCGGACGGGUCCAAGGUGUUUAAGUUGAUCGGCCCUGUGUUGCUCAAACAAGACACGGCGGAAGCCAAGACCAACGUGUCGAAGCGUUUGGAGUUCAUCCAGAAGGAAAUGGAAAAGGUGGAGAAGAAAUUGACUGCCAAGGAAGAGGAAGCUGUCAAGAUCCGACAGAACAUUGCCGCCAUCCAAACGCAAAUGCAAAAGAACGCGGCGGAAAGCGCGGGUAGUGCUGCUGCGCAAGCACAACUCGGUCGUUAAUCGUUAAUAUGCAUCCCAUACCAUGGCGACGUUCAUUCGGUUACUCCUUUUGCUACAGAGUCC